Messenger RNA from Amoebophrya sp. A25, 760 nucleotides. Lineage: Eukaryota; Dinophyceae; Syndiniales; Amoebophryaceae. The record is from the annotation of a GenBank genome assembly.
AUGGUACAAAAGCGAGGUGAGAUUGGUUUUGAGGACAGCAAGGAAGCUAUUGAAGCUGAGAAAUUAUCACUCUGGAAAAAGCACUUACAAAAACGCUUUGCCAAGUUGGUAAAAGAAGAUCGCCAGUUGAUUCCUCAAACAGUUCGCGAUGAAUACGCACGAAAAGUUGAGACGGGUGAAAUCAACUUUACAACAUCAACAGCAAAGAACAAGAAAGCAAAUGCAGGUCGUGCCGGACGUGCAGCAGGAUCUUCUAUCCUUACCAAGACAACUUCUACGAGAGCAGAAACUACAUCAAGUGCAAAUGCAGCGAAUGCGAAGCCAAAUCAGAAUGUUGGCGCUGCGGCAUCUUCAUCAUCUUCAUCACGAGCAAAAAAUAAUCGGCCCACUACCACAGCCGCUCCUGCUAGUAGUUCUAGCCAGCUCUCCACUUUCAACACGCAAGAGCUCCCCGACUCAGACGUCGCGGAAGACCACGACUUAGAAGACCAUGGUCAUGGAGACGCACGUGAAUCAUCAUCGUCGUCGGAGGAGGAGGAUGAUGGGUCUUCAUCAUCACAUUCAGAAGCAGGAGUUGGAGUUGCUGAAUCCCCUGGUAAAAAGUUGCCGCUUGGCGUCCCUGCGACAGAGCUACUCCUUAACGCAGAAGACCAAGAGCAAAGUAGAUCCCCCUUACCAGGCUCUGCAAUGAAGAGACUCAAGACUGCAGGUGACGGUGAAACAGAAGUAGAAGAUACGAGUGGACGAGUCACAACAAGCC